UCUGCCCAACCGUUCCUCCCUCCCUCCUCCCCUUCUUCCUCGGUGAGGCGCUCCUCCAGUGGCCAGGCAGCAUGGCGGCGGUGGAGACGCGUGUGUGCGAGACGGACGGUUGCAGCAGCGAGGCCAAGCUCCAGUGCCCCACCUGCAUCAAGCUGGGCAUCCAGGGCUCGUACUUCUGCUCGCAGGAAUGUUUUAAAGGAAGUUGGGCAACUCACAAGUUACUGCAUAAGAAAGCAAAAGAUGAAAAGGCCAAGCGAGAAGUGUCUUCCUGGACUGUAGAAGGGGAUAUCAACACUGAUCCAUGGGCAGGUUAUCGAUAUACUGGAAAACUCAGACCCCAUUAUCCACUGAUGCCAACAAGGCCAGUGCCAAGUUAUAUUCAAAGACCAGAUUAUGCUGAUCACCCUUUAGGAAUGUCUGAAUCUGAGCAAGCUCUUAAAGGUACUUCUCAAAUUAAGUUACUCUCAUCUGAAGAUAUAGAAGGGAUGCGGCUCGUAUGUAGGCUUGCUAGAGAAGUAUUGGACAUUGCCGCUGGGAUGAUUAAACCAGGUGUAACUACUGAAGAAAUAGAUCAUGCUGUACACUUAGCAUGCAUUGCAAGAAAUUGCUAUCCUUCACCUCUGAAUUAUUAUAAUUUCCCCAAGUCUUGUUGUACUUCAGUGAAUGAAGUGAUUUGCCAUGGAAUUCCAGACAGACGGCCCUUGCAAGAAGGUGAUAUUGUUAAUGUGGACAUCACUCUUUAUCGGAAUGGUUAUCAUGGGGACCUGAAUGAGACAUUUUUUGUUGGAGACGUGGAUGAGGGAGCUCGGAAACUGGUUCAGACCACGUAUGAGUGCCUGAUGCAAGCCAUUGACGCAGUAAAGCCUGGUGUUCGAUACAGAGAACUGGGAAACAUUAUUCAGAAGCACGCACAAGCCAAUGGAUUUUCAGUUGUUCGAAGUUACUGUGGGCAUGGAAUCCACAAGCUUUUUCAUACAGCCCCCAAUGUACCCCACUACGCCAAAAAUAAAGCAGUUGGAGUGAUGAAGGCUGGCCAUGUAUUUACAAUUGAGCCAAUGAUUUGUGAAGGUGGAUGGCAGGAUGAAACCUGGCCGGAUGGCUGGACGGCGGUGACGAGAGAUGGGAAGCGAUCAGCCCAGUUCGAGCACACUCUGCUGGUCACGGACACGGGCUGUGAGACCCUGACCCGGCGGCUUGAUAGCGCGCAGCCUCACUUCAUGUCCCAGUUUUAAUUUCCCCCGAGACGGCACAUCUCACCUAUACUUUCUGGCCGUACUCCACAUUUUAUUGAGAGUACAGAAUGGAAGAGGAAAUUUUUUUAUUACUUGUUUUGUUUUGACUAUCGAUAAAGAAGGACUACAACAUCUGACGUGUCCUCAAGAACUUGUCUUGGGUCUGAAAAGGCCAAGAAGAAUAAAGGAAGCAUUUCUCAACUCCCCCCACCGUCCCCGCCCCGCCCACAAAUCUCUGCACCCCUGUUUUUCUUCCUUGCCCUUUGAGCACUUUUACUUAAACCUGCUUCUAGUUGCUUCUGUCACUGCCACCCCUGGGCCAGCACCGCCAGCUGCUUUCCAGGUGAGUGCUGGAGAGGAGAAUCCUUGAGACUUCUGCAACAUACGUUGCUCCCAAUUUUUUUUUUUUUAAUAUUAUGUAUGUGUGGAAGUAUAUACGUAUAUAUUUUAAAUUCCGUGUAUGUAAUUACUAAAUACUAUGUGACUUGGGGUUUGUGCUCAUUCUGCCCUGAUGGGGUUCUGUGCUGUCAUAAACGGACCCAUCGUUUGCAGUGAUUUAAUUCCCAGCUGGAAAUUGGCUUCCCUCCUUCCCCUGCUAAUUCUUUACGCUUAUAAUUGUGCAUAAGAAAGCACUCGGUCAGUGAGACCCUCCAGUGUGGGCUCUGUGUGAGUGAAUGUAUGUGGCAAAAUCCACUUUGGACAAACGUUAUCAGGUUUUUAAAAGACAGGUUUAUGGCAGAAACAGCUGUGCUCCAAGCGGAAGCUGGCUGUUGCAGAGAAUGACGUUUUUGUAAUAUGUUGCUAUUUCAGACCUCUGUUUGGUCAUUAUGGGAGGAAAAACGCUCCCUUCCCCUCUCUGUCCUACUUCAAGGGCAUACCUUGCAAAGAUACUCAGAGAAGGCUGGAGGUUGCAAUGUGGAAGUUGGGGAAGAGAGUUCUGAAGCCUCUCCAGCAGGGAGCAGAGUCUGGAAGUGCUGACGUCUGGUACAGCUGGUGGUGGGGUGGAAGGACAUCUCUGGAGGUUGGACAGUUCCCUUGGAGUAGGGAUGCGCUGUCCUGGGUGUGCUGAAAUCACACUUCUCCUUUACACAGUUGGGAACCUCAUUAGACAUGACCUUCGUUGCCCAGCCUCUGUGCUUCUUUCAGUAGUUCAGUCCCAGGUGGGAGAGUAUCCAGUGAAGACAGAUCCAAGUCAUUGUCACUGGAGAAUACUUGAUUCCCGGGUAUCUGGAAACUGUAUGCGAAGGUAAUUUGAUUCCACUGACAUGUCACACUUGUAAGAGACAUCUUUCCCAGAGUGCCUCGGACCUUUAUUGCUUUAAAGGAAUUACGAUAAUGUUUUCAUUACUUUUUAUUAUUUUAAUGAUUUAGUAAUGUGGCUGAAUCUGGUAUAGACUUUUGGGGGUAUGUGUGUGAAAUUUUUUAUCAAACUGUAAUAUUUGUGAAUGGAAUGCCUUGCAAUAUAAAUGUUAAUAUAAUGUGUAAAGGGAGAUUAAAAAGUUUGAAUGAUUAUUCUGCCACAUGGUUGUUAACUUUGCCGCAUUUUGUUUGGGAUUUUAGAAAGAAGUGGUGGGAAAUGGGGUGGCUGAGUUCACCAUCUAAAAUAAACACUUGACUAUUUGAGUAAAAAUACUUUUUAAUGUUGAAUGACUGUAUAAAAAUUCCACUCCUGUGUUUAGUUCAGCAGUCUACUAGUAGUAUUUGAGAUGUAACCAUGUUUCUGAGAGUCAUUUAAGACAAAGAUUGCCACACAGGUAGGGCAGCAUUUUCUGUACUGAUCAUAGAAUUAGUGGUGUGGGCUUAUUCAGUGUCUACUUUUAGAAAACAAGCUCAAGGAAAAAAAUCUUGGUGGGAUGGUUUUUUGUUGUUGUUAAAACACCACACUGGUGAUGAUGCUUUUCUCUGUUUGGGAGAUGUAAAAACAGUAUGGAGCUCUAGUCUAAUUGUAUGUGUCUAAUUACAAAUAUUUAUUAGGUUUAGAUGAGAAAACACCUAGGGUAGUUUUAUCAUUCUGCCAACUUGUCAAAAUGUCAGUGUGGUAACUUUUUAUUUUUUGUAUUAACUUUUAAAAUAUUUUUUUUUCCCCUGCCAGUCAUUCAGCCCCCUUAUAACUUAGAAGGGAAACAUGUUUGCAUUUCAUCUUCCGUUUAUGGCUUUUGGUGACAAAAUGUGUAAAGGUGAAUUAGAACCCACUCACCAGCACUUUUGUAUCACUUGUCACCCUCACGUCUAAAUUGCUAGGAAGAUGUUUAGGAGUUUGCCAUCUUAGCUGACUUCUGUUUGUCCUGUCAUCGCUCUGGCUUUUCACUGAGUUUGAUUAAAUUCGAGAGACGGAUGCUGCACUUUGCUGAAGCCCCCAAAUUGUGUCUGUAAGCUAUUUCUGCCCCCUUCCCCCGCCGCACGCUUUUUUAACUUCUAGCUUUUAAUUUUGAAGGUUUUUCGAAUUUACAGGAAGCUGAUAGUGCAGUGAAACACCCAUAUGCCCUUUCCUGUGUUCAGCAGUUGUUACUGUGCCUCUUCUCGAUGUAAUCAGCAUUUUUCUUUUGAGAGGAAUGGCGUCGUACUUUAUCUGCUGCUGUUGCAGCAUCUCUUUUAAAACGUAAGGAUGUUUCCUACACGGUCAUUGUACAGUUGUCACACCCCAGGAACUAACUGAAUGUUCAGAGUUGUCCGAGGUAUAGUACACAUUGACACCUGAGUCAGCUUUCUCCAAAGUGUUCUUUGUUUUAAAUGCAGAGUGCAAACCCAUGGCGUUCAGUUGUCAUCUGUAGGUUUUUUUUUUUUUAAACUGUAGAACAACCCUUUUCCAUCUUUUUUUGAUCUCUUAUGAAACUGACACUUGAGAAAGUAGGCUCCCCCCCACUCUGCCCACUUAUUUUUGACUAUCAGCGUUAGCUUAUUGAUUGUUUCCAAAAGUGUUGUCACUCCUCUGAAUGUUCCAUAUUUGGCCAGUGGAAGCACCUUUAAGCUUAUUUAUGGGUCAUUUUGCUCUAUGCCUAUCAGUCUUUGGGCGUGUUCUUGCUUUUUGCCAUAUGUUCUAAGUUUGUCAUAUACUUUUCCUGUCCCAGACUGGGAACUGGCUACUUCUCCAAGGAGCCCUGGUUUCUCUUCAUGAGGAAUGGUAUUUGGAAAUCAAGAUCUGGGUUGCUGCUGGGGUGUUAAUUGCUCCUUGGCCCUUUCAGGGAACAGAGCCAGGCAAUGCAUUUUUUAUAAAUUCAUGUUGAUGUAUGGCAAAAACCAUCACAAUAUUGUAAAGUAAUUAUCCUCCAAUUAAAAAAAUUAAUUAAAAAAUAAA
Messenger RNA from Cervus elaphus (red deer), 4527 nucleotides. RefSeq names its product methionyl aminopeptidase 1 (gene METAP1). Lineage: Eukaryota; Metazoa; Chordata; Mammalia; Artiodactyla; Cervidae. The record is from RefSeq and is a predicted model, not a curated record. The transcript has 11 exons. The coding region runs from base 72 to 1232 and encodes 386 amino acids. Gene Ontology annotation, biological process: proteolysis. Gene Ontology annotation, molecular function: metalloaminopeptidase activity.